AUGAGAAGAUCUAAACUUGAAUGCUCCAUAACCUGUAUUAGUGAAGGAAAUUGUGUGGCCUUCAGCUACAAUAAAACUUCUGGGCUGUGCAAUGUUUGUAGUGACUACAGCGUGAAAAGUCUAGUUGUUGACACGGGACCAAGUGAAACAUUUUACGUGCUACGGCAGAACAUUCAGUAUGUAGAAAUGUCGGACUCAUCAAACGUUGACACAUGGCUCGACCUACCCUGUGGACUGACAGUUGGAAAUAUGAUUGUGCUUCGUGGUGUGUACGCCAAUUCCAGUGGAUUUAUUUUUGAAGUCCAUCAAGACAUCGAUAUCCAGAUCCUACAUUUUAGACCCAGAGAUUAUCUUAUAGCCAUUAACCACUUUAUGGACGGCCUAUGGGGAGAAGGUGUUUAUCUUAAGCCUACUCCCGAGGUCUUUCCGUUCAAACAUGGGGAAAAAUUUGUCGUGCACAUUCUGGCAUUAGUCGACAACUACGCCAUUUUUGUGGAUGGGAACUUCCUGCACAGCUAUCAAUAUGUGAUACCCCCAACUGAUGCACGGUUGAUAAGAGUGACUGGUAGCAUUAAGUUAUUGCAAAUUGUGCUUCGUGGUGUGUACGCCAAUACCAGUGGAUUUGUUUUUCUACUACAUCGAAACAGCAAUGAUCAGAUGCUAAAUUUCAGGCCCAGAGAGAAUUCUAUAACCAUUAACCACUUUAUCAACGGCCAAUGGGGAUACGAAGUUCUUAAUACUCCCCAGGUCUUUCCGUUCAACGUGGGAGAAAAAUUUGUAGUCCACAUUCUGGCAGGAGUCAACAACUACGUCAUUUUUGUGAAUGGAAACUACCUGAACAGCUACCAGUACGUGCUACCCCUAAGUGCUGUACGGUUGAUGAAAGUGAAUGGAAGCAUUAAGUUAUUGCAAGUCGGUGUUUAG
Physella acuta is the source of this 924-nucleotide messenger RNA. RefSeq lists its product as uncharacterized. Gene Ontology annotation, molecular function: carbohydrate binding. The record is from RefSeq and is a predicted model, not a curated record. Lineage: Eukaryota; Metazoa; Mollusca; Gastropoda; Physidae.